AUGGGAGGGGACGCAUCAAGGACAAAAUUCUCGAAGCACGAAAAACGCCUCGAACAAACAGUGCUUGAACUGGAAUUGAUCAAAAGGAAAAAGAAAACCAUUUAUGAUGAUUCGGCCAAACUUUUAGAUCCAAGUCAAAAUAUUCAAGACGAAGUACAUAAUGAUUUAUUGAAGACUUCACAAGCCGAACAUGCAGAUCCAUUGCCUAACGAACAACAAUCGAGAAGCCUGGCUGAUACCAAUCAGAAUGAUUUUCAAUACGAUGAAGUGGCAAAAAAUAUACACGAUGCUCAAAGUGAAAUAUUACAGAAAUCCCACAUGUUUGGUGAUCCUCCAAGGUUUGCAAGCAUGGACGACUACAGGAAGUUCCAGAAUAUGAACAAGCAGGCCAAUCUAAAUCUGGUAUCAAAGAUGGUAGCCGAUAAACAACGUCUCCUUGAGUCAAAAGGACAAAAGACCAGCAUCAAUGACAGUGGCCUAAGUGAACUGGUGCAGGAUGAAGGCAAGGAGAGGCCUUGGAUUGAAGUUAUCGAAACAACAGAUCCGCACCCGAAAACAACCACCGAGACGUCGCCGCCGUCUUUAUCGUUACACAAGAGAGCUGCUAAAGUUACUACGAAGGCGCCUUUGGCAAAGAGUACGAAAUCAGCUUCACACGCUUCCACUUCUUCUACAAGAGAGCUUUUAUCAAAUGAGACAACUGCAAAACCCACCCCUGACCCGUUUACAGCGUUUGUGGGAGGUCCCUGCCAUGCUCUCCUGUAUACGUGCAAUACAUAUCCAAAAGAUACAAGAGUUAUGGAGAAGUGCACUUCGGUGGUUUUGAAUGAUCCAAACCCUAAAAAAAAGCCUCGUCCAAAGGUCGACCUGGCGAAAGUUCGCCGUCUGAAUCGUCUGAAGGCCUUAAUCAACGAACGGUACGGAAAGGAGCGCAUAUCGACAUAUCCUCCGAACAUGGACGACGUCAGGAGAAUUUUGGCAAUGUCUGCCACACAGCAGACCAAGACAACAUCGGACGACGAGGACAUUCUCAAGGAUAUCGAACAGGAGGAGGCUACGACGGCGUUUGACCAAUUUUCAAACAACGACGACAACCAACAGGGCGACGAGGAAGCUCCGACGACACAACCUGCCGAGCCUAAGGCCGAUGAAAAGGAUAUUUUAAGUUUUGUAGCAGAUAUUCCGGAGGUCACAACUGUCAAGACGGAGGAUGGUGAAGAUGCUCUGGAGAAGAAAACUGAGGAUGGUGAAGAUGCUCUGGAGAAGAAAACUGAGGAUGGUGAAGAUGCUCCGGAGAAGAAAACUGAGGAUGGUGAAGAUGCUCUGGAGAAGAAAACUGAGGAUGGUGAAGAUGCCCUGGAGAAGAAAACUGAGGAUGGAAAGGAAGUUCAGGUGACGGAACCUAGCACGGAAACGUCCAACACAACAAUUAAGGAAGACAAGGCGGAGUUGAAAGAAAAGCCUAACGAAGGAAGUCCGACUGGUGGUAAGCACAAAACCAUCGAAAUACUACAAGCCAAGAAUAGGAAUCGCAAGAUAAAACGUCAUAGAAAUCGUAAGAGGUUGGUUAGAUCCAUAUUAAACAUAUGUAAUUUAUCCAUUCAUUGUUUGAUCAUUACCGGUUAUUAA
This is a messenger RNA of Ctenocephalides felis (cat flea), 1629 nucleotides long. RefSeq lists its product as uncharacterized. The transcript is spliced from 11 exons. Bases 1 to 1629 code for a protein of 542 amino acids. The record is from RefSeq and is a predicted model, not a curated record. Lineage: Eukaryota; Metazoa; Arthropoda; Insecta; Siphonaptera; Pulicidae.